UUACUCUUAAAUCUCCCAACCGUUGAUAACCUUUCCAAUCCACGGUUCACAUUAACCCAUUUAAAACCUGUAAAGAAAACCAAAGUCACUCUUUUCCCGCUUUCUCCAUGUCUCUCCCUAUAAAUGAAACCCUUCCUUUCCCUCAUUCCUUCAUCGUUCAAAAAUUUGCUCUACAUUUCUGUAAAACGGUUUUAAUCAAUUUUUUAGAAUUAAAAUGGCACGGACCAAGCAGACCGCUAGGAAAUCAACCGGAGGAAAGGCGCCACGUAAGCAGCUAGCCACAAAAGCCGCUCGCAAGUCGGCUCCAGCAACCGGAGGAGUGAAGAAGCCUCACCGUUUCAGGCCAGGAACCGUGGCCUUGAGAGAAAUAAGGAAGUACCAGAAGAGCACGGAGUUAUUGAUACGGAAACUUCCAUUUCAGAGGCUGGUGAGAGAAAUCGCUCAAGAUUUCAAGACGGAUCUGAGGUUCCAGAGCAGCGCCGUGGCUGCCCUUCAAGAAGCAGCAGAGGCGUAUCUGGUGGGACUAUUUGAGGAUACCAAUCUUUGUGCUAUUCAUGCAAAGAGGGUUACUAUUAUGCCCAAAGAUAUUCAGCUCGCUAGAAGGAUUAGAGGGGAAAGAGCUUAAGCCAGAUGUGUUGGUUUAGAAUUUGAAGAUGUGGGAUUUCGCUUAGUCUUUUGCAUUUUUUGGUUGUAAUGAUGUGAAGUGACGAAAUCAAAUGGGUACUUCUCCCUAUUAAUCUAUCGUUUGACUCAAAACUAUUUGUUAAUCUGAUUUUGAGUUUGAAGUAAUUGCCCGUAUAUUUUGGUUCUUUUUCUUCUAGGAUAUGUACUCUAAUUGUCUACUAAAAAAAAAUUUGGGAUUGAUAUGAAGCCUGGUGCCGGGCUUGUUGGCCUGGGAUGAGGGACGUUGUCGUUGGUUUCACAGUUCGGAACUCAAAUUCUUCUACCGUCUGCUUCUCUCUUCUGCAAAAUCUACUAGUGAACUUGGCUUUGGACAGGAGGCAAUAA
Durio zibethinus is the source of this 1008-nucleotide messenger RNA. Its product is annotated as histone H3.2. The record is from RefSeq and is a predicted model, not a curated record. Gene Ontology annotation, molecular function: protein heterodimerization activity; structural constituent of chromatin; DNA binding. Lineage: Eukaryota; Viridiplantae; Streptophyta; Magnoliopsida; Malvales; Malvaceae. Gene Ontology annotation, cellular component: nucleosome.